UAAAUCCUCUUCUUUUUCUCUCAAAUUCUCCUUUCGGAUUUCUGUCUAAUAAACAUGCUUCUUCUAAACUUCCUUUUCUCUUUUAAUUUCCCAAUAAAUUAGACCCAAUUCUCUCUCUUUCACCCCCCCAGACACCAUGAAAAUUCUUUGCAAUCUCAUUAUUUUCUUCUUCUUCGCACCCACCCUUCUGUUCUUGCUUCGGCUUCUUUUAUUCAAGACCGGCUUGAUUUAUGUUGUCAAGAGAUUGUGGAGAUGCAUCCAGGAUUGCUUUCAUGUUUAUCAGUUCUUCAAGGUCCCCGAGUUCAGCGAGAACUCGCAGGACAACCAGCUUUACCACAAAAUCUCUAUUUAUCUCAAUUCGCUCACCUCCAUUGAAGACUCCGAUUUCACCAAUCUGCUCACUGGCAAGACGUCAUAUGAGAUCAUUCUACGCUUGGAUCCCAACCAGAUCGUCGAAGACCAUUUCCUUGGGGCUAGAGUUUCUUGGAUUAACAGUCAAGAAAAUAGAGAAGAAGACAUACCCAAUAGGAGUUUUGUACUCGGCCGAGUCUGGAAGCGAAGCUUCCUUCUGUACGGUCCCUCCGGCACCGGGAAAUCGAGCUUCAUUGCAGCCAUGGCCAAUUUCCUCUGCUACGACGUCUACGAAAUAGACCUCUUCAAAAUCUCGGAUGAUUCUGAUCUCAAGAUGCUUCUGUUGCAAACGACGAGCAAAUCGGUGAUUGUCAUCGAAGAAUUGGAUCGUUUCUUGGCUGAUAAAUCAACGGCUGUGAGUUUGUCGGGUAUAUUGAACUUCAUGGACGGAAUAUUGAGCUCAUGCUGCGCCGAGGAGAAAGUAAUGGUGUUCACGAUGAACGGCAAAGAUCUCGUUGACCAGGCCAUACUUAGACCGGGACGUAUCGAUGUGCACAUUCAUUUUCCUCUCUGUGAUUUCUCUGCUUUCAAGACUCUAGCCGUGAGUUACUUGGGGGUGAAGGACCAUAAACUAUUCCCUCAGGUAGAGGAGAUUUUCCAAAACGGCGCCAGCUUGAGCCCGGCUGAGAUCAGCGAGCUCAUGAUCGCCAACAGGAACUCGCCGAGCCGCGCGUUGAAAUCGGUGAUCAACGCGCUGCAAACGGACGGAGAUAGGAGGGGGAUAGGGGGAAUCCGACGACGGUUUUGUGAAAACUGGUCGAGAAAAUCGGCGGAGGAGGAAGUGGAGGAGCCGAGCAGAGUGUUCUGCAAGGAAGGAGGAUCUCCUGCGGUGAAAGAGUUUAGGAAAUUAUAUGGGUUGUUGAGGAUGAAAAGUGGCAACAACACAAAAGCUCGGUCGUUCGAUUUGGCGUCAUUUCACAACGAAGGUUGAGGAUUUUGAUAUACCAGGGCACUGGAAAUCUGGGAUUGAAGUAGGAGGAUGACAACUCUGCACAAAUACAGAUAAUUUUAGUCUGACAAACAUGGAUUGUUAGAUAUUCCAAGUUGGCAACAGAUUUGGGUUGCUUGUUCCAUUUACUUUUUCCUUUUUAGACCUUGGAAUUCUUGCUCUGGCCAUUCAUGAUUUGACUCUGUUGCCCAAAGAGAAAAUGCUAUUUAUUUUAUUCUUUCUUUAAAAAAAUGCUGGCAGAGAGAUAUGAAUUAUGAUGGAAAAUAAAACAGGAAUCUGAAAAUGCUAUUGUUCUUAAUAUAUGUUCAGCAGAUUACUGUGACUGAUA
Molecule: messenger RNA, 1688 nt
Organism: Carica papaya (papaya)
Lineage: Eukaryota; Viridiplantae; Streptophyta; Magnoliopsida; Brassicales; Caricaceae
Source: RefSeq, a predicted model, not a curated record